AUGCCCGCUACGAUCCAGAUUCCAAGAGAUGUUUUUGUCAGGCUCAGGCCAGCAACCGAUGGAACGCCGAUUCAAGGCAUUUUGUUCGGUCAACGAGAAGAAACCUUAGAUCGGAGACUUGUCAUUCACGUAAAGGUUUGUGCAAUAAAUGGUAAGCAAAUACGAUCACACAUAUCUACGACAAUCGCUCACAACGAAACACUGUUGAUGAACUGGAAAGGUCAGACCGUACUCGGUUGGUUUGCGGCACCAGAACUUGACGUUUUAUCACGUUGUAAUCCGCCACGCAUAGCUUCUGUUUACUUUCGUACCAUACAAUCAUCCAUGCUAAAGGUCAUCGUAGCAAAUUAUCUCAGACAACACGCAGAGUACGAUGUAAGGGAGAUCACUCCCUUGAUAGCACGUGAAUCGUGUGCCUUAUUCCAGGAUCUCAUUGGAAUUGUUAUUCAGAAAGCACCUAAAACCAUAGACUCAGACAAUUCUACAAUAAUAAUGGACAUUGAAAGCACGACAGCUCAAUGCUAUUUCUCAGCUCCAUCUUUGUCGGAAGUCUUGAAUCAAUUUCAGAAUUUGAAUCGUGACGUUAAGGGAGACAUCGUGGAAAUGAACAUUUUGAAAGAAUUGGCAGAUGUACUACCCACAGGGGUCAAUGGAUUAGGAAUCAGCGGUGCUUCGACGAACAACCAUCCAUCAUUGAUAGAUGAGAGGGAAGACGAAGAUGAUGAGGUGGGAGAAUUAUUUUCGGUGUGGGGAAAUGUGCAAGGAGCUUCAAAUAAAAAAUUGAGAGCAAGAAGAGCAAGUACCACGGACAUUACAGAUGGCAUAUCGAGGCGGGCUUCAUAUUCCACCGCAUCUGAAGAUGUUGUGGAAGAGGCCACCAGAAAAAGAAAGGGAAUUGAUUCCGAAAAUUAUAGCAGGAGCGCGUCGAAAAAGGCGAGUCUACUUUUAUCGUGGGCAAAGACACCCGCAAGCAUGACUACCAACGUUAUUCCUGCACCAUUCAUGAUCAUUCCUGGUCAAGGUUCGGAGUACUUGCACGAAGCGCUCGGGGAGGAUAGUUUGUACUAUUCCACGGAAUUUGACGAGUCAUUAAUGUCAUCCUUUACAAAGUCACAUUUCGCACCAACAAAUGACCAUCAGACUGAGUCGCCGCCGCAAUCGGUUAUGACCUAUGCUCAGCUGAGCAUAGCCCGAUCCUUGGACGCUAUCUCUCAUCACGUUACUUCGUGUACGCAAGGAAAGAUAUCUAUGUAUUCCAAGUCGUGUCAAGAAUACGAGCUUUUAUUAGAAAUACUCGAAGCAUUGGACGGGGUUGGAGACGAAUUUGCGUUGUCCGAGAAGUUGGAAAAUUGGAUAGAGAAUGCUGAGGACGAAGACGAUGAGGUAAUAAUAAGGCAGACUAGUAACUCCAGAUCCGAAGAGGUGGACACGGAAAGUGUGGGCAGCGAAUCACAGGACACUAACAUCGAGGUUGAUCGACAAGAGACUUAUGCUCCGGCUAAUGCGACGUGGAGCAAAAGUGAAAUAAAGAAGGAAGUUGAGGUGAAGAGUGAAGAAGGAGAAAUGGAUGAAGAUCCUUCAUCAAACAAUAAUGUCGGAGCCGAGGUAAGUUCGUCUUCUAUCGAGGAGGGCGAAAUCGAUGAAGAGGAAGAGAUUAAUGUAAUAACACGGGUUACACGUGGUGAAAAUUCUUCCAAGAAGGGGGACGAAAAAUCGUCAUCGCCCCUUCACAAUAAGAACGCUAGAAUUUCUGCCUUCAAUUUGGAAGUUGGGAAAACCACAAAUGUAAGGGAGAAUAGUCCCGGGUGGGCAUGGGAUGAUGAAGAAAUGGGGGAAUGA
Messenger RNA from Acaulospora morrowiae, 1839 nucleotides. NCBI's taxonomy places the organism in Eukaryota, Fungi, Glomeromycota, Glomeromycetes, Diversisporales, Acaulosporaceae. The record is from the annotation of a GenBank genome assembly.